AUAGCUUCAAUCGGUGCUUCAAUCGGUGCUGCCUCUCCACUGCUACACGAUCGGGUGCUGCUGUCCACUGCUUCGAUCGAUGCUGCUUCGAUCAGUGCUGCUCUCCACUGCUACACGAUCGAUCGGUGCUCCUCUCCACUGCUACACGACCGAUUUGGUGCUGCUCUCCAUUGCUGGUCUCCAUUGCUACACGAUCGGUACUGUUCUCCAGUGCUACACUCCAAGGCUUCGAGUUUUCGCUACUUCUACACCAUUGUUGUUGCUGGACUGAGGGUUUGGAGGGCUGGACUGUGGAG
Ilex paraguariensis (yerba mate) is the source of this 296-nucleotide messenger RNA. The record is from the annotation of a GenBank genome assembly. Lineage: Eukaryota; Viridiplantae; Streptophyta; Magnoliopsida; Aquifoliales; Aquifoliaceae.